GCAACGCCUGUGGAUCACUAUCACACCACAAGCCAAGCCCCACAUUCCUCGACCCUGGCACAUUCAAAAUCUCUCCUUCGCUCCCGUACUUCCCGUGUCGUCUUCGCAUGCUUUCACGUCUGUUCAUUCUUGAAGGAACCCCUAUCCCUCCUUCUUCCCCUUCCCUUCCCUUCCCCCUCCCCUCCUCUCCUCCAUGUGCGAAACAUCGGAACUCUAUCGUUUGGGAAUGCUGCAUGGUCACGCGGGAGCUUCAUCUUGAGCACGUCCGUGUGUGUGGACCUUGCUGAGCCGUCGCUUGAAGUCUUUCCAGCUGAGUGGAGCUUACUGCGAGCUUAAUGGGAUAAGAGCGUGUGGAGGACGUAACUAGAGCAACGUGGUAAAUUUGAGAAUUUGAGGCGGGCAGAAGACCCACAGUAGUUGAGGAGCGAUGGUGCAGAAGGAUUUAAAUGGAAUGGAGCAAGGCAAUGGUAGCGGUAGUCGUGAUUUAGAGAAACCACUAUUGGCGAAGAAGGAAAAGGAAGGAUCCGAGGAACCUAGGACUUCGCACCACCGGAGACACACUCUGAGAUCGAGGAGGGAUGCCGUGCUGCCAAAUUCAGGAUAUGCUAUUUUCUCUACCCUUAUGGUAGCCCUUGGCCCAUUGGCUCUGGGAUUUGCUAUUGGCUACACGUCUCCAACUCAAGUUGCAAUAAUCAAGGAUCUGAAUUUUACGAUUGCACAGUUCUCGACAUUUGGAUCUAUCCUGAAUGUAGGUUGUAUGAUUGGCGCAAUUUUAAGUGGUCGCAUAGCUGACUACUUUGGGAGGAAACGAGCACUAUUGCUAGCUGCUCUCCCUUUGCUAGCCGGAUGGAGCCUUAUUGUAUUAGGCAAGACUGCCACUCCCUUGAUCAUUGGGAGGAUUCUUAAUGGGUUUGGAGGAGGCAUCAUCUCUUUCUCUGUUCCUAUGUAUAUAGGAGAGAUUGCACCGAAACAUUUGAGGGGCACUCUUGGAACCAUGAAUCAGCUUGCUAUCACUAUCGGAAUUACUCUUUCAUACGUCUUCGGCAUGCUCUUCAAUUGGCGUGUUCUUGGUUUACUUGGUUGCAUACCAGAGGUCUCGUUGAUUGUUGGACUUUUAUUUAUUCCCGAGAGCCCUCGCUGGCUGGCUAAGGCGGGUAAGAAAGAGGAGCUAUCAUUAUGUCUGCAAAAGCUGCGGGGUAAAGACUUCAACACCACCCAAGAAAUCGCGGACAUUCAAGCCGCAAUGGAAGCCUUGAAUGCUCUGCCCAGCGUUAAAUUGAGCGAUCUGAAGGAGCGGAAACUAUCCCGUCCACUUGUUGCUGGAAUAGGAUUGAUGGUUCUUCAACAAUUCUCUGGUAUCAACGCUUUUAUGUUAUACUCCAGCGGAAUCUUUGCUACUGCUGGUGUAUCAAAUCCAGAUAUAGCCUCUGUCGCUUUGGGUACUCUACAGGUGUUUAUGACCCUUGCUGCAGCUGGACUGAUGGACAAAGCUGGAAGACGUAUUUUACUCAUGAUUUCUGCUGGAGGCAUGGCCCUCAGCUGCUUCCUUGUGGGAUUUUCCUUCUACUUGCGGACUUUGCAACCAGAGAAGAUGUCAGAAGCGUUGGACACCUUCAUUUGUGAGCUGGCACUUGUUAGCCUUCUGGUUUAUAUCGCAACUUUUUCACUGGGAAUUGGUGCAAUUCCAUGGAUUAUCAUGUCCGAGAUCUUCCCUGCACACGUCAAGGGAAUAGCUGGAAGUGUUGCUACUCUGGUUAAUUGGUUUUGCGCUUAUGCUAUUACCAUGAUUUUCAAUUACAUGCUUCUUUGGAGCGCAAUAGGGUCUUUUUGGUUAUUUGCUGCGGAAUGUAUUGGCACCGUAAUAUUUGUUGCGAUGUUCGUACCCGAAACCCGUGGCCGCACUCUGGAACAGAUUGAAGCUUCGUUCAAGUGAAAACCCAACGAAGUGAAUUUGCUGUUGCCUUAUAAUCUAAUCCUCAGCCACACCAGGAGUUGCGCCAUCAGCGUUAAGACGAGGCAAGAGGAACUUGGAAGGAGAUCCAUAGUUCAGUUACUCCGAAUCAGACGCCAGUACCCAGUUCAAGUAUAUCUAUCGUCCACAUGAUUGCGUCUAUUCUCCCAUUCCGAGGAGAAAGGCUGUUACUCAGUCUAGUGUUAGCAAGCAUUCUUUGCCUCUUGGUUUAUUGAUUUAACCCCUAUUUUUUAUGGUCCAUCGUGUCCAUAGUUUUUAGUUUCCAAUCGCUCGUCUUCUUUCUUACCUUCAGAUCUGUUGGGACAACUGUUUGGCAAUUUGCACGCUCUGCACAGAUAAAGUGGCAGAUGGUUGUCACGGUAUAUUACCCAAAUAUGAUUAAUGUGCCAAGGCUAGCUUGGUAGGACUUGUAGGCGAGAAAAUGAUUCUUUCAGAGGAGUUUGAGUUGUUGACGAGUCUGAACUGGUAGUAUGCAUGAGAUUUUUUUUGAAUUAGAGUUAGUCUUAUUACAGAUAUAUCUCUUGGAGGUCCAACUCUAGUUUUGGACCCAUGCAACUUCUGAUUCGGAUUUCUAUCUUCUUUAA
Molecule: messenger RNA, 2556 nt
Organism: Physcomitrium patens
Lineage: Eukaryota; Viridiplantae; Streptophyta; Bryopsida; Funariales; Funariaceae
Product: sugar transporter ERD6-like 6
Biological process (GO): transmembrane transport; carbohydrate transport
Cellular component (GO): membrane
Molecular function (GO): sugar transmembrane transporter activity
Source: RefSeq, a predicted model, not a curated record